Molecule: messenger RNA, 6538 nt
Organism: Microcebus murinus (gray mouse lemur)
Lineage: Eukaryota; Metazoa; Chordata; Mammalia; Primates; Cheirogaleidae
Gene: ADAMTS2
Product: ADAM metallopeptidase with thrombospondin type 1 motif 2
Biological process (GO): extracellular matrix organization; proteolysis
Molecular function (GO): metalloendopeptidase activity; zinc ion binding
Source: RefSeq, a predicted model, not a curated record
UGCAGCUGCGGGCGGCUCCAGCUGCCCCAGAUGUGCGCUGGGCGGCGCGCGGGGAACUUUCGCGCCGGCUGCCAGUGCGGGGCCCCGGCUGCAGUCCGGCUGCCAUGGAUCCGCCGGCGGGCGCCGCUCGCCGCCUGCUCUGCCCUGCGCUGCUGCUGCUGCUGCCGCCGCUCCUGCUGCCGCCGUCGCCCGCGAACGCCAGACUCGCCGCCGCCGACCCCCCGGGCGGGCCCCUGGGGCACGGAGCCGAGCGCAUCCUGGCGGUGCCAGUGCGCACUGACGCCAGGGGCCGCUUGGUGUCCCACGUGGUGUCGGUGGCUACGGCCAGGGCGGGGGUACGAGCCCGCAGGGCUACCCCGGUUCGGACCCAGAGCUUCCCCGGAGGCAGCGAGGAGGACCCCAGCAGUCGCCUCUUCUACAAUGUCACGGUCUUUGGCAGAGAUCUGCACCUGCGGCUGCGUCCCAACGCCCGCCUCGUGGCGCCCGGAGCCACUGUGGAGUGGCAGGGUGAGACAGGCACCACCCGCGUGGAGCCUCUGCUUGGGACUUGCCUCUACGUAGGGGACGUGGCCGGCCUCGCUGAAGCCUCCUCCGUGGCGCUCAGCAACUGCGAUGGGCUGGCUGGUCUGAUCCGGAUGGAGGAGGAGGAGUUCUUCAUCGAGCCCGUGGAGAAGGGGCUGGCAGCACAGGAGGCUGAGCAGGGCCGUGUGCAUGUGGUGUAUCGCCGGCCGCCCACCCCCAGACCCCCUCCUCUGGGGGGGCCACAGCCCCUGGACACAGGGGACGCCCUUGCCAGCCUGGAGAGCCUCGGCCGAGCCCUGGGCGUCCUCCAGGAGCGCGUCGACAGCUCGCGGCUGCGGGCACGCAGGCACGCUGCCGACGACGACUACAACAUCGAGGUCCUGCUGGGCGUGGACGACUCCGUGGUGCAGUUCCACGGCAAGGAGCACGUGCAGAAGUACCUGCUCACGCUCAUGAACAUCGUCAAUGAGAUCUAUCACGACGAGUCCUUGGGGGCCCACAUCAAUGUGGUCCUGGUGCGCAUCAUCCUGCUGAGCUACGGAAAGUCCAUGAGCCUCAUCGAGAUUGGGAACCCCUCUCAGAGCCUGGAGAACGUCUGCCGCUGGGCCUACCUGCAGCAGAAGCCUGACACAGGCCAUGAGGAAUACCACGAUCACGCCAUCUUCCUCACACGGCAGGACUUUGGGCCUUCUGGCAUGCAAGGCUAUGCUCCUGUCACCGGGAUGUGCCACCCCGUCCGCAGCUGCACCCUGAACCAUGAGGAUGGCUUCUCCUCGGCGUUCGUGGUAGCCCAUGAGACCGGCCACGUGCUGGGCAUGGAGCACGACGGGCAGGGCAACCGCUGCGGCGAUGAGGUGCGCCUGGGCAGCAUCAUGGCGCCCCUGGUGCAGGCCGCCUUCCACCGCUUCCACUGGUCGCGCUGCAGCCAGCAAGAGCUGAGCCGCUACCUGCACUCGUACGACUGCCUGCGGGACGACCCCUUCGCCCACAACUGGCCGGCGCUGCCCCAGCUCCCCGGGCUGCACUACUCCAUGAACGAGCAGUGCCGCUUCGACUUCGGCCUGGGCUACAUGAUGUGCACUGCAUUCCGGACCUUUGACCCCUGUAAGCAGCUGUGGUGCAGCCACCCUGACAACCCCUACUUUUGUAAGACCAAGAAGGGCCCCCCGCUGGACGGGACCAUGUGUGCACCUGGCAAGCACUGCUUUAAAGGACACUGCAUCUGGCUGACGCCUGACAUCCUCAAACGCGAUGGCAACUGGGGCGCCUGGAGUCCGUUUGGCUCCUGCUCACGCACCUGCGGCACUGGCGUGAAGUUCAGGACGCGCCAGUGCGACAACCCACACCCAGCCAACGGCGGCCGCACCUGCCCCGGCCUUGCCUAUGACUUCCAGCUCUGCAACCCGCAGGACUGCCCCGACUCCCUGGCUGACUUCCGCGCGGAGCAGUGCCGCCAGUGGGACCUGUACUUCGAGCAUGGCGAUGCCCAGCACCACUGGGUGCCCCACGAGCACCGGGACGCCAAGGAGAGAUGCCACCUGUACUGCAAGUCCAAGGAGACGGGGGAGGUGGUGUCUAUGAAGCGCAUGGUGCACGACGGGACACGCUGCUCCUACAAGGACGCCUUCAGCCUCUGUGUGCGGGGAGACUGCAGGAAGGUGGGCUGUGAUGGGGUGAUCGGCUCCAGCAAGCAGGAGGACAAGUGUGGCGUGUGCGGAGGGGACAACAGUCACUGCAAAGUGGUCAAGGGCACGUUCACGCGCUCACCCAAGAAGCACGGUCACAUCAAGAUGUUUGAAAUCCCCACGGGAGCCAGACACCUGCUCAUCCAGGAGGUAGACACCACCAGCCACCAUCUGGCCGUCAAGAGCCUGGAGACAGGCAAGUCCAUCUUAAACGAGAACGACAUGGAUGCCACUUCUAAAUCUUUCAUCGCCAUGGGCGUGGAAUGGGAGUACAGGGACGAGGACGGCCGGGAGACGCUGCAGACCAUGGGCCCCCUCCACGGCUCCAUCACCGUCCUGGUCAUCCCAGAAGGAGAUGCCAGGAUCUCACUGACGUACAAAUACAUGAUCCACGAGGACUCACUCAAUGUCGAUGACAACAAUGUCCUUGAAGAAGACUCUGUGGUCUACGAGUGGGCCCUGAAGAAGUGGUCUCCCUGCUCCAAGCCCUGCGGCGGAGGGUCCCAGUUCACUAAGUAUGGCUGCCGCCGGAGGCUGGAUCACAAGAUGGUGCACCGAGGCUUCUGUGCCGCCCUUGCAAAGCCCAAAGCCAUCCGCCGGGCAUGCAACCCACAGGAGUGCUCCCAGCCUGUGUGGGUCACGGGCGAGUGGGAGCCGUGCAGUCAGAGCUGCGGGCGGACAGGCAUGCAGGUGCGCUCUGUGCGCUGUGUUCAGCUGAUGCACAACAACACCACCCGCUCCGUGCACACCAAGCACUGCAACGACGCCCGGCCUGAGAGCCGCCGGGCCUGCAACCGUGAGCUCUGCCCAGGUUGGUGGCGGGCCGGGCCCUGGUCCCAGUGCUCGGUAACCUGUGGCAAUGGCACCCAGGAGAGGCCGGUGCUGUGCCGCACCGCAGACGACAGCUUCGGCAUCUGCCAGGAGGAGCGGCCGGAGACAGCGAGGACCUGCAGGCUUGGCCCCUGUCCUGGAAACAUGUCCAACCCCUCCAAGAAGAGCUACGUGGUGCAGUGGCUGUCCCGCCCAGACCCCGACUCACCCAUGCAGAAGAUCUCAUCAAAGAGCCACUGCCAAGGUGACAAGUCAAUAUUCUGUAGGAUGGAAGUCUUGUCUCGCUAUUGCUCCAUCCCAGGCUACAACAAGCUGUGCUGCAAGUCCUGCAACCUGCACGACAACCUCACCAGCGUGGGGGGCGGCAUCCAGCCACCGCCUGGGAAGCACAACGACAUCGAAGUGUUUAUGCCCACUCUCCCCGGCCCCACUGUGGUCGUGGAGGUGCCGCCUUCGCCAGGCACCCCCCUGGAGGUCCCCACCAACGCCUCCAGGACCAAUGGCACUGAGGACCACCCAGAAACCAAUGCUGUAGAUGUACCCUACAAAAUCCACAGCCUGGACGAUGAAGUCCAGCCGCCCAACCUAAUCCCUCGGCGACCGAGCCCGUAUGAGAAGACCAGAAACCAAAGAAUCCAAGAGCUCAUUGACGAGAUGCGGAAGAAGGAGAUGCUCGGGAAGCUCUAACAAAACAGAAAGAUGGCGCCGAUGGCACCCCCGCUUAUACGGAUAUUCCAUGGGAUAGCACCUCCUACGUCAUGAAGAUGAAGCCAAAAUUCCUGAUGCCAAAAGGCUUAGAGAAAGCAAAGAGGAGAAAUGACAUAGAAAUGUGGACACGGCGGCGAGGCCAGCGCGUGCUCCUCAGCGGCGCUGGUGUGGAGCGGCGAGACACAGAGGUCCCACCCUGCCGGGCAGGGGCAGGGUGACGCUGGCCCCGGUUGCUGAGCGGCACUGGGAACCGUCGUCCUGCCUGCUCACGCAGGGCACUUCCCAUCGAUCCCCAGAGCAAGCACUUAGCAGCCGACCCGUUGCCAAAAUGAGUAGCACGAACUGGAGGUCAGGAACGCAGACGCCUUCACGGGCCAGGUAGGUGGCGAGGAUGAGGGCAGUGGCCGGCCGGGGACUGUGACCAUCCUGAGAGCCACGCCCAUCUAAACCUGGUCGUCAGUUCCGGUCGUUGCUGCCCUGUGAAAUCUGUCUCUCUUCUCCGCCGCCCCUGGCCUUGCCAGAUAGCACAUCUGGAGAAGUCUAGAUUUUCACACGCGAAAGUGCGAUCUGUAGAGGUCAACUCCAAGUGUUCCAGGGGGUCUGGGAGCCUGUCGGGCUUUAGACGUCAGGCUGCCACUCUGGUCUCAGGCUUGGCCUAAAGCAGUUUGCUAAUUGAGGACUAGAAGUCUCCCGGCUCGUGUGGUGCUCACGUUGCACUGCAUUUGAGUACGCCGACCUGGCCUCGCCGUGUGGCCGUCCUUUUCCCCGGGUGAUGAGACCCUGUAACUAGAGACGUGAGGGUGGCCCGAACGGCUGUGCCCAGAAGGCACGGGCGCUGUCCCAGCCUCUCCCUCCCUGCUAGCCCUGGCCUUGUGGGCGCCCCUCUGGCAGCCGGGCCGCGGGCGUCCCCAGAGAGCCUUCUCCCUCCCCAGGUGCCCCGGAAGGAUGCGGGAGACACAUGCCUGCUGGGAAAGCCCGGCGAGCUGUCCAAAGCCCGACAUCUCCCUGCCCAGAGAGGCCAGCGCUGCCGCCCCGGCCGGCGUCCUGAGGCCUGGGCUUCGCGGCUCCACUUAGCUCCUGAAGACCAGCUUCGCUUGCCUGCUGGUGGCUCCUGUCCAGCCCCACGGCCCACUUCUGUCCCCAAGAGGCCCCAGGACCCAGCAGUGAAGCGCCAGGCUUGGCCUUGGCGGGAUGCUUAGAGGAAGGUGGCAAGAGCCUGCUUUACCUUUCGGUCUUUCGAAACUUUUAACGAUUUCCAUUUUCAGCAAAAUGGCUUUUAUGAGAAAGAUUGAAAUAAAAAAGAAAAGCAGGAGGAAAGGAGUGGGGGCGGGAGACAGGUGGCUAGUCGUUACCUCUCACCGCACUGGCAUUUCAUGAACACGCAGCUGAAGCGUCUCCAAAUCAGAAGACCCGGGGCGCGGCAACUCCUCCGUGGGCCAGGCUGACAGUCCUGAAGCUUUCCGGCCCGCAGCGUGCCAGAGGCUGCGUGCUGCGGCUCACGGACCCCACUGCGCGGGCGGGCACACGGCGCUCAGGACGCCCCGCAGUGCUGCUCUCUCCUGAGGGCUGAAGGGCUGAGAGCACUUGCUGUCUGAAUGGGGGGGGCAGGGAACAAGCUAGGGAGGGGGCCAGCGAGAACAGAAGCUGGUGCGACGUUUAACUGUCCCCCCAGGUAGUGACUAGCCACCCCUCCGCCACCACACACACGCCCACACCCUGUCCUGGUGUCUCCCGAAGAACCAGACUGGAGAAAACCUCUUUGAAUCUUUUUUACAAUCUCUUUUACAAGAUGUGGUCUAGAGCACGUCUGCAGUCCUGCCUCUCCAUAGUUAGUGAGUGAAGCCCGCGGCUCUCCAUCACUUGCCGAAACCAGGACAGCUGGUGCUGUUCAUGGGCAGUCUCUGUUGGGGUCUGUCCCAGUCCGUGCAGGAAAGUCAGGACUAACGCCAGCCAGAGAGCAUUACUCGGUUUACCCACUGUCAGGAUGAGAGUGCUCCUUCCUGGAUCCCGGCAAAGCAGGGCUCGUGUUUUGGGGCUGGAAGCCUUUGCAAAGAGGCCCUGGGUAGCCCAUUGCCUGGGCACCUGCCCUACUCUGGGAAGUGUAGGCCAGUGUGGCCAUGGCCCCAGGUGCCAUCUCAAUGCCUUGAGCCCUGUAUCUGAAGAGGUCUCUAGGGCUAGAUGGUCCUGAGAGGUCUCUCUGUCCAAGGAACUCAGUGUUCACGGGGACCUGAGAAACUGCAACUCUCCACUGAGCUUGAGACCACUUGGAGAACCUGCUUGGAAACAGUCCUGGCCUUUCUGAGACAGCUUAUGCAUCUGAGGGACUCCUGGCACCCAGAGGCAGCAGUGGCUUCCAGCUGAGUUCUUAACGCCAUGAGACUCAGACCGUCUGCAGCAACAGAAGAGCAUCCGGGGUGCCUGAGAGUCCCUCCUCUCCUCAUUUGUGGGCAGAUGCGUGUUCGAUUUUUGGAAUUUAGCUCUCUGAUUUACUCCUUUUGGAAAACCCAUGGAAUUUCAUGUAUAAGCCUUUCGCUUGUAUUUUGAGGUUUUGUUUGUUUGUUUUGAGUAUAUAAAUGGUGCUCAAUAGCAACAUCUUUGUCAGAUGAAACAUUUAUGAUUCUGUUUACUCCUGUAUGACAGGUAACCAUGGUACUGAAUCAUCAAGGUGCUGAACUAGAAUCAAAAUUUUAUCUUACUGAUAACAGCAAUCAAUACAUUUUUGUUCUAUAUAGUAACAUUUGACUUACUUUUAUAACUUAUUAAAGUUAAAAUGUCUGUGUUUUUGCAAAUCA